AGCGUGUUAGAUGUAAACAGCGUCACAUGUCACCUGUUUACGUCUUUACAUUUGUUUUGAAGAUAUUCGAUUUUCAUAUCCAUAUAAAACAAGAUAAACUUUUAUUUGUUCCAUCAGAUUUUCAACUGGUAGAUAAUAUAGGAUAUUCUGGAAAACAAUAUGGAAGCCUUAAAAGUAAAUGACACAUUAUUUAAAGGAAGCCACUCAACUGAAGAUCUACUAAAAUACUACAAUAAUUGGGCCCAGACAGGCAAAUAUGACGAGCACCUAUCAGUAGACAACGGAUAUAAAGGGCCUCAUAUAGCGGCUCAAGCUGCUGCAGAAGUUUUCGAACCAAAUCGUCGACCAACAGUUCAAAUAUUAGAUGUGGCAGCAGGAACUGGUAAAGUCUCUCAAGAGCUUCGUCAGUUGGGGUUUACUAAUAUUGAUGCAUUAGAUCCCUCUGGUUCAAUGUUGGCUCAAGCAAGAAAAAAGAAUCUGUACAAUAAUUAUAUAUGUGAUUUCCUCAGUGAAUAUACAAUGCCAGCUCGAAAUGGUUUUUACGAUUGUAUAACUACUUCUGGUGGGUUUGGACUAGGACACAUUCCUGCCGAUGCACUUCAUGAUCUGAUUCGAUUGACUAAAAAAGGUGGAUAUAUUAUAAUUGCAAUGAGAGAGGAAUACAUCUAUAUGUCAUGUUAUAAUGAUAUUCUAGAACCACUGAUGAGAAAACUAGAAAAUGAACAGAAAUGGCAAAUGGUACAACGAACAGUUAUUCAAGAAUACGCCUUCAACAAAGCUGGAGUUUUGUAUAUAUUUGAAGUAUCAUAGUGUGAAGAAACUAACAUUAGGAAUAAGUUGCUGAUUUAUGGUAUCCAUAAGCCUACAAAAGAUGAAACUAUAAUAGUUUGCAUUGUCUUUCAAUUGUGCCGAAAUGACUAAUUGUGUUUGUAAAAAUAUGAUGUAAAUAUAUGUCGUCAAUUUAUGUUCGUUUUUUUAACAAUAAAAAACAAUAAAUGCA
Molecule: messenger RNA, 1000 nt
Organism: Mytilus trossulus (common blue mussel)
Lineage: Eukaryota; Metazoa; Mollusca; Bivalvia; Mytilida; Mytilidae
Product: ubiquinone/menaquinone biosynthesis C-methyltransferase UbiE-like
Exons: 6
Coding region: 160-810 (216 amino acids)
Molecular function (GO): methyltransferase activity
Source: RefSeq, a predicted model, not a curated record